This is a messenger RNA of Drosophila busckii, 882 nucleotides long. RefSeq lists its product as uncharacterized. Gene Ontology annotation, biological process: regulation of synaptic transmission, cholinergic; sleep; positive regulation of voltage-gated potassium channel activity. The record is from RefSeq and is a predicted model, not a curated record. The coding region runs from base 220 to 666 and encodes 148 amino acids. The transcript is spliced from 4 exons. NCBI's taxonomy places the organism in Eukaryota, Metazoa, Arthropoda, Insecta, Diptera, Drosophilidae.
UGCUCGAGCUGCGUUUGGUUUUGAGUUUCAGUUUCAGUUCCAGUCGCUUGUUGUCUAUCGUUGGGUUGUAAUCGUCUGUGCGCAUUGUAUGCCGAAAUUUUUGCAAGCAGCAAAGUGUGUUUUUCAAGCAAAAUACAACAAUAACAAAAUAUUAUAAACUAUUAACGCCAACUGCUUGCUGUUCGUUGAAUUUGUGAAUUGAAUACAAUUUAAACUAAAAUGCAGUACAUUUAUAUGAUUAGCGCGCUAAUUUUGGCAAUUGCUGUGCAGCAAGGACUUGCCAUCAAAUGCUUUGUGUGCAACAGCCACAAGGACGCCAACUGUGCAUUGGAUAUACCGCCCGAAAAUUUGCUCAAGGACUGCCAGGAGGAUUACUCCACACGCGGCAGAGGCAUAUCCACCUAUUGUCGCAAGAUUACGCAAAUUAUUGAGUUCUCUGUGAAUAGCCUGCCACCAGAUAGCCGCGUCAUACGCACCUGCGGCUUUCAGAAUCAAACAAAGAUCAACUAUUGCUAUCAGCGCGCUGGAUUCGGUGGACGUCAGGUGGUCUGCUCCUGUGAUACGGAUCAAUGCAACGGCGCCACAGCGCUGAGCGGCGUCUCCACAUUGGGCUUGGUGGGCGCUGCUGCGCUUAUUCUGGCUGCCUGCCAGUGGCUGCAGCGUUAAGGCGACAGUAUCGCUAUUUGUUAUAAUUUUCAUUUACAAAUUAUUCAAGUUUUUUUUUUACAAUCAGUCCCACUGUUUUUUGUGUUUGCUCUUGUUUGUCGAUAUUCCGUUGCUAUCAGUUAAAUGCUCUCUCCUCACUCUUUCUCUCUCUACACGCUCAAUCGGUAGCAACAUUUGCUCAGCGUAUUGUUUUCACAUCGUCGAAAUGUCAAAUGG